This is a messenger RNA of Aspergillus calidoustus, 987 nucleotides long. The record is from the annotation of a GenBank genome assembly. Lineage: Eukaryota; Fungi; Ascomycota; Eurotiomycetes; Eurotiales; Aspergillaceae.
AUGGGUAAUGAUGGUGGCAGUAUUCCCACUCGCCGCGAGCUCGUUCGCGAAGCCGCCCGCGCUCCGAGCACAGCGCAACUGAAAGAAACCCAGCGCGAACUCUUAGAACAUUUCUGGACAACCUGCCCGUUAUCGCACAAAGCGCUCUUACGACCCGUCGUCUCUGACUGUGCGGGGAACCUCUACAACAAGGAUGCGAUUCUACAGUUUCUUCUUCCUGGCGACCAAGUCGAUGGGAUUAGCUCCAAGGCCGAUUGCGAGGAGAUCCUGGCCGGUCGAGUCAAGGGACUACGGGAUGUUGUGGAAUUAAAGUUUGAGAUUGAUACCGAGCGCGAGGGGCACCCGAGUGCUAAAUCCGAGAAGCGCGAAGGAUGGAUUUGUCCGGUUACUGCGAAGCAGUUGGGCCCCAGUGUCAAGUCGGUGUAUCUUGUUCCUUGUGGGCAUGUGUUUUCAGAGGAGGCUAUUCGGCAGUUGAAGGAGGAUAAAUGUUUACAGUGUAACGAACCCUGUACGGAAGACAACGUCAUUCCGAUACUCCCUACAAAAGACGACGAUAAGCAGAAGCUCAUCGCUAGAUCUACACGACUCGCCGAGCAAGGUCUCACCCAUUCAUUAAAGAAGGCGCCCGGCUCUAAAAAGCGGAAGAAGAACGGCACAAAUGAGGCGGCCGCCACUUCUGAGACCAAAAUUCCCAACGGGGACUCUUCAAAGCACACGUCGUCCAAAGUCUUACCAUCAGCAACCGCUAGUCGAAGCAAUACGUCUACGCCGACGCCUUCUGCACCGAGUGGUAUCAAAAACGCCGCAACAGCCUUGCUGACUGCACGUGUCUUGGAAGAAGAAAAUGAAAAGAAGAAGCGGCGCAAACUGGUCGGUGCGAAUGACAAUAUAAGCAGCCUUUUCACGAAAGAACCCAAAGACGGAAAGUUCAAAAAUACCGAUUUUAUGACUAGGGGCUUUACUAUGCCUGCUACAUCUCGAAAAUGA